GGAGACACACUCCCCUAACCGUGUCCUGACACCUCUGGAGUUUAGGCAAGGGCUUUCCAGCUCUACUUGUCCUGCAUCUUCUCCAGGAUAGGCACAAUCAUGUCAAACUUGGGCCGCUUAGCAGGGUCUUCAUUCAUGCAGAUCUUCAUGAGCUUACACACAUGGGGGGAAAUGCCUGGUGGGAUAGUAGGCCGAAGGCCUUCCAGUGCCACCUGCAGAUACAGGAAAAAAACAAAAUGGGUCUCAGAACUUCUAAUAUCCUGUGAGGAGAGGCCUCUAGUCCUCAGGAAAGGAUUACUGUAUAUUUGAACAAAUAUGGGAAGAGCCCAGCCCUGCUAUAGUUGUUGUCACCACCACUACCAUUCCUUCAACAUAAGUGCAUACAGUUGUUCUCUCACCUUCAUUCCAAUCUCCAUGUUGGAGAGGUCAGCAAAGGGUACCUCCCUCGUCACCAGUUCCCACAGAAGCACUGCAAAACUCCACAUAUCUGCUGAGCGUCUGUUUGUAUCUUCAGGCUUCUUCUGCAGGGCUGGAGGAACAGAACUUAACUGUUCCAGCUGCCUGUCCUGUCUCUGCCCCCUUCCAUUGCUACUGAGCUGGCCCUUCUCUACCUCCCAACAUGAGGCCCUCACUCACCUUCAGGGGCCACCCAGGCAGGUGCAUACAUGCGCCCAGGGCAUUGGAAGGAGAACUUGACGUCGGCCAUGCUGAUUCGGGCAGUCAUGUCCUCAUCAAUCUGAGGAAGAGAAGAUAGAUAUGUGCAAGGAGGGCUCCAAGCACCGGCAGCUCUUGGCCACAUUACGGGCCCUGGAAGCAGCAUCUCUUCCCCAGCAACCCCCUAGCCUGCCCAGCAGUGACUCUGAGGAGGAUGUGGUGGAAAGGAAGAAGAAACGCCCCAAAAAGGCAUCAUCUGCCAGCACUUCUAUUGAAGUAAAGAAGAGGAAGAGAUGUCAAAAACAGGGCCCGCCUGGCAGUGAGUAUGAAGAAAAGGAAGUAGAAAGGAAGAAAAAGUGCCUCAAAGGGGUUUUCAAUGCCAAUGACUCUGCCAAAGAACAGAAAAGAAAGAAGAAAUGCCAGAAGCAGGUCCCCUCAAGCCCUACCCAGCACCUGGAUGAUGAUAACCAAACAGGUCCCAAAGCUUGGAAGAGUAGCACUACAAGUGACCUAUCCAAGCCAAGUCCUGGAACCACUUCUAACCCUCCCCAGACCUUGAGCCGUAAGCAGUGGCGGAACCGGCAAAAGAACAAACGGAGACAUAAGAACAAGUUUCGGCCACCUCAGCCAUUGGACCAGGCUCCAGCCACAGCCCCAACAGAGGAGGCAGAGAUGCCUCCUGCCCCCAGUCCAGAUAACCAUGAGGAUCGGGCCGGGGCUCUGCGAGCCCGCAUGGCCCAGAGGCUGGAUGGUGCCCGAUUUCGCUACCUCAAUGAACAGCUAUACUCAAAGCCUAGCAGUGCCGCACAGCGCCUCUUUCAGGAAGACCCUGAGGCUUUUCUCCUGUACCACCGUGGCUUCCAGAGCCAAGUCAAGAAGUGGCCACUGCAGCCAGUGGACCACAUCGCCAGGGAUCUUCGCCAGCGGCCUGCGUCCCUGGUGGUAGCUGACUUCGGCUGCGGGGACUGCCGCCUGGCUUCAAGUAUCCGGAACACUGUGCACUGCUUUGACUUGGCGUCUCUGGACCCCAGGGUCACUGUGUGUGACAUGGCUCAGGUGCCUCUGGAGGAUGAGUCCGUGGAUGUCGCAGUGUUCUGCCUUUCACUGAUGGGAACCAACAUCAGGGACUUCCUAGAGGAGGCAAAUCGAGUGCUGAAGCAAGGGGGUCUCUUGAAAGUGGCUGAAGUCAGUAGCCGCUUUGAAGACGUUCGGACCUUUCUGGGGGCUGUGACCAAACUGGGCUUCAAGGUCAUCUCCAAGGACCUUACCAACAGCCACUUCUUCUUGUUUGACUUUGAAAAGACUGGGCCUCCGCGGGUAGGGCCCAAGGCUCAGCUCACAGGCCUGAAGCUUCAGCCAUGUCUCUACAAGCGCAGGUGACCUCUGGGCCCACCUUGAAAGGGGAAGCAAGUCUUGAACUCCAGGCUCAGAACUCUGAAGACUGUAUCCAGCCAAGCUCUGACUCAGGAACUGGUACAUCCCUUCCUCUGUCCCAAGACUAAAGUGUAAUGAAACCCCCUGACUCAGCCCAACUCUAAGGGAGGCUUCUUGGUUGUGAGAGGCAUAAAGUCACUUGGGCUAGCUAAAGAAUAAGGAGUUUAUUGUUAAAAUACAAGUGUAUCGGGGAAUUAUGAGUCUUCCAGAUGUGGGAACUAGCUGGUUUGGAAUUCCAGGCAUCUCUGGGUUUGGCUCUUCUUUCCAUCUCUCAGGAGCCACAUGGACUUUCUGUCCUGUCAUCUCUACUCUCUUCUGAUUUCCAUCUGCUGAGGAAAUCUACAGCCAAGGCCGGGUACAUAAGAGGUGCACAAUAAACUUCAGCUAUGGCUGUGA
Messenger RNA from Canis lupus familiaris (dog), 2484 nucleotides. RefSeq names its product ribosomal RNA processing 8 (gene RRP8). NCBI's taxonomy places the organism in Eukaryota, Metazoa, Chordata, Mammalia, Carnivora, Canidae. Gene Ontology annotation, molecular function: methyltransferase activity. The record is from RefSeq and is a predicted model, not a curated record. Gene Ontology annotation, biological process: rDNA heterochromatin formation; cellular response to glucose starvation; regulation of transcription by glucose. The transcript is spliced from 7 exons. Gene Ontology annotation, cellular component: rDNA heterochromatin; nucleolus; chromatin silencing complex. The coding region runs from base 757 to 2034 and encodes 425 amino acids.